GAUGUACUCACGUGUGCUGAGUAGUUUUUAUAUAAAGAUUCCUUUAACUAUGUUUGCGAUGAAAAAAUUGUUUAUAGCCACACAGUGCUGUCGGCUUAUACACAAUUCUACUGUGUUACAAGGACUAGCUGCCACAGGCGUGAAAAGUAACCUUGCCAAACUACGUAAGAAAACUGGAUUCUCAUUUGCAAAUUGUAAAAAAGCACUUAAUAAAUUUGAAAAUAAUUUAGAACAGGCAGAAUCUUGGUUGAAAGAACAAGCACAAAAAGAAGGUUGGGCUAAAGCUACUAAGUUACAAGGUAGAAAAACUGCUCAAGGAGUGAUUGGUGUACUAUGUCAGCAGAAUUCAGCAGCUGUUGUGGAGGUUAAUUGUGAAACAGACUUUGUUGCAAAGAACACCAAGUUUCAAAAUUUUGUUAGUCAAGUUGCCAUGGCUACAAUACAUCAAAACAAACAUUUAAAUGCUGACAAUUCUAAUCAUAUAAAGACAAAUAUUUCAGGUGAAGAAUUAUCCAAUAUUACGACAGAGGAUAGUAAAAGUUUACAAGAAUUAUUGGUGUUAACAAUUGGUCAACUUGGUGAAAAUGCCAGCAUUAGAAGAGGUGUGUUCCUAUCUGUACCAAGUGAUGUUCACAUUGGCAGCUAUGUCCAUUCAACACUAGAGGGUCAACCAGCUGGUAAAAAUAAAUGUGCAUUUGGUAAAUAUGGCGCUGUGGUUGCGUUCAAGAGAACCCUUGAUAUAGGUGCACCGUUUAAUGUUUCGGAGUUUGGACGUCGUCUCGGUCAGCAUGUAGUAGGUAUGAGUCCUACGUCUAUUGGUACAGCUAAGCCUGUUGAGGAACUCAAGCCAGUUUCAGAAACGAAGCCAGUCGAAGAAACAAAGAAGUCAGAUGAAGAGGAUGGUGAAGAUGAGGAAUCUACUCCAAGUCAAAGUUGGACAAUUGAUGAAACUGAGAUGUUGAAACAAGAAUUUUUAUUAGAUCCUUCUAUUACAGUAGCUGAACUGUUACAGCAAGAGGGCGUUCAAGUCUUAGAUUUUAUACGCUAUGAAUGUGGAGAAGAAAUACUAUAGAUCAAGAAUAUCAGUGUGCGCUAUGAUGGUCACCAGUCACCAGUACUGAGUUGAACCCAGUCACAAGUACUAAGCCCAACACAGUCACAAGUACUAAGCCCAACUCUGCUGCCAGUACUGAGCCCAACCCAGUCACCAGUACUGAACCUCACUGCUGUUAUAUGUCUAUUUACCAAUUACAUCAGAGGGACAUAAUGAUUAAUUUUGAUAAGAAGGAGCUGGUUAAUGCUACAUGGUAGUCUGUUUAGUAGUAUUGUUUGUUUUAAUAGUUUUUAAUUCUGUGGCCACUAUAUUCUAUUUAUCGUGCGAUCAAGCCAUACAGAUGUACACCGCAAUAAAGAAAGACUUUGUCUGAA
Messenger RNA from Saccoglossus kowalevskii, 1428 nucleotides. RefSeq names its product elongation factor Ts, mitochondrial-like. Gene Ontology annotation, molecular function: translation elongation factor activity; protein binding. Lineage: Eukaryota; Metazoa; Hemichordata; Enteropneusta; Harrimaniidae. The record is from RefSeq and is a predicted model, not a curated record. Gene Ontology annotation, biological process: mitochondrial translational elongation.